This is a messenger RNA of Stylonychia lemnae, 3576 nucleotides long. NCBI's taxonomy places the organism in Eukaryota, Ciliophora, Spirotrichea, Sporadotrichida, Oxytrichidae. The record is from the annotation of a GenBank genome assembly.
AUGAGGUAAAUUAGCCAAUUGCAAUAGGAAAUCAAAGAUCUUGAAAAAAGACAUUUGUUUAUCAUAAAGGAUUUUAACAAACUCUAGGACGAAAGGAAUCAAGUAUUACAGGAAAGAGACCAAUUCUCGAUAAAGAUUAAUUAGCUUGAGUAAAAACUUGCUUAGAAUACUCAAAGCAUUCUCUAAAUGUUGGAUAAUUAGGAUUAGGUAAUGAUGGUAUCAAACCAAUCAUAAAAGCUUUAGGAGCUUAUCUCACAAAAUAAAACUAAGGGCUAAUUAUUGUACCAGAAAGAUUUAGAGCUAUCAGAAAAGGCGAAAGAAUGCUAGGAAUUAUAAAAUCAAAUCAAACAUAUGAAUAACUAAGAUUAAGAUAUUAGAGACUUAAAAAAUGAAAUCAAAAGACUUUAAUAAUUCGAAAAAGAGUAACUCAAAGGCAAUCUGGUAUUUGAUUACGGUAUUAAUCCAAAAGCGAGUGAGAAGUAAUUUGCGAAUAAGAACAUUUAAUGCGAAGACUUUUUAAUAACUAAAGGAGCUGACACUAAAUACAUGGUUGACAGAUAUGAGAAGUUAAGGAAGUAAUACGAAGAACUCAAGGAAAAGGAUCUUAGUUACAGAACUGAAAAGAAUUAGUAUAAUUUUGGAUUAAGUGAUUUGAUUAAUUCUGUGCUUGAACUUAAACAGACUGUAGUGGAGAUAUAUCUUGGGAAAUCUCAGCCACUAGAUCCACUUAAGAAAUACGAUAGUUAAGUUGAUUUCGAGUAUUAUUCUAAGAUUAUCAAGCAGAUAAUAAACAUUGUAUCAGAUUAUAGUACAAAGAAGUACAAUGUAAAUCAAAGAAAACUAAAUGAUGAGGCUCAAGAACUAGAUCAAAUAAUGACCAAAGUUGAAGAUGUAUAAAAGAAGCAGAAUGAGAAUUUAGAUGGUUCUAAAUUUAAUAAAGAUGGACUCUAAAUCCUUACAAACUAAUAAAAGCAAUUCAAUGAUUUGCUGUUCUUAUUCUAUAAACUAAAAACAAGUCUUGAUUUUAGAAAUGUGAAAUAUUCAAUCAGAAAACAGAAAUUCAAAGCUCUAAAGUAGAAUUAUGAUAAACUAUGCUAGAACUCUGACUAGCAAAAUUUGAUUGAAGUUAAUUAGCAGCAGAUGAAUCAGAUACUUAAGCUGAAGAAGUAGUUAUCUCAUUUGAACAAGGAAAACUAGGUGCAAUCAGAAUAUUAAUCUAAUAAUACAAGAUUGCAGUCUCCAUUGAAAUCAGAUUACUAGUCUUCAUCUCCAUUUAGAGAUUCAGUAGCAACAAGUAAUAAACUAGCUUCAUUAAAUUACUCAAAGAGCCCUUAAUAGUAAUAAUCUGUGAUAGACAAGAAGAUUUCCUAUCUUAACUCUAAGUUGAAAGAUGCAGAAAGAUAGAUAGAGAAAGCAUAAGAGGAUGUUAAGGAAAAAAUAUUUUUGAAUAACCAAAUGCAGGAGGAAUUAUUAAGGAAAAACUCAAAGAUAGUUAGUCUUGAAAACAUGGUCGAAGAUAUGAAUAGAAAAAUUGGUGAGUAAUAGAAGUAUAUUGAUGUGCUAGAAAAUGCUAACAAGGAGACUGAAAAGCAAUUUUUGAUUGAAACAUAGAAAUCAUUGAGAGAACAUGACAAUCUCAUGAGAAGUUUGAACUUUAAGGAAAGUGAACUAAAGGAAUUCAAGCUAAAGACUAUUCAGCUAGAUGAGACUUCAAAAGAGACUGAAAUCCUACAGAGAAAUAUCCACAUACUAAAGAACUAGUAUGAAAGAGAAAAAAGACUGGUAGAUGAAAAAGUUAGAGAGUUAACUGAGCUGUAAACAACCUCUGUCAACGAGAAAAUACUCAUUAAUGAAAAUCAUGAGCUCAAAUAACUUAAUAUGGACCUUAACAGAGUACUUAAAGAAGAAAGAAUGCUUAGCGAGGAGAUGAAAGGUAGACUUAUGGCCUAAAUCUAAAAUUUGUCAUAAAAAGUCGUUAAUAUUGAAAACGGUUGUGCGAAAGAUAUUGUCUUGAAAUUAAAAACAAUUAGAAAUGAGAUUAUGUUCAGAGUAGAUAAAUCUCUGUAAUAGAUCAAUGAUUAAUCACUUAACGAGUCAGUAGAUUAAAUUUUGAAUGAUAUAAACUUAAAGGUAAACUAAUUAGUUAAGUAAAGAGAAAAUUUAUAAAAAGCUGUUAAUGUGCUUCAAAGUGAAAAGCAGUAAUUAUUCAUGCAGAUCCAGUAAAUAUAGCAACAGCAAUAAUUGUAGUAUCCUAAUCCAUUAAACUCGAUGAGAGGUUUAAACUUCCCUAACAGAAGUAUAGCAAUAUCUGGAGGAAUUGCAAGAUCCUAGCAAGAUCUAAACGCUCCACUAUACCAACCCAUAUAAUCAUAAUCACCAAAAAGAUAAAUGAAUAAUAGAGUAAUGAGCAUGAAAUCAGUUUAAUAUGACUAGAUUAAUUAAAGAAGCAUGGCAUAUCCCUCUUAAUAACUGACCAUUCCUAAUGGAUAAGAGGAAAAUCUCUUCGAGUAUCUCUAAGCUGAAAUAGUGGCUCUUAGGGAGAAAAAAGAUCAAUUUGCUGGUCAAAAUAAAAAGUAUUUACUCCAAAUUAAAGAAUUAGAGCGUAGGCAAUAAGUCCUCGACCUAUUUUCAAGGAAAGAAAAUGUUGAUGCUUAUCAGUAGAUAUUCUCAAAUGUCAAAGAAAUCCUAAUGGAGCAUCAUUAAGAGCAUCUUUUAGAUGAUAUAGUAAGUAAUCCUUUAAAAAUGAAAGGACAUCGUGAUACUACAAAUUGCACAGUAAAUAUGGACGAAUCAACAAUUAUAUUUUAAGAAAACAAUGCCAAACUAAUUUAAGAUUUGGAAUCACUCCUGCCCCUUAUUGGGAAAUGUUUCUAUUUGUUGAUGAUGGACAAGGAUAAACUUUCAGAUGAUUUAAGAGAUCUUAAUAGAGAGCUCCUUGAUGUUAACUAAUAGUUGAAAUUCGUCAAGUAAAAUGUCCAAUCUAAGAAUGAAAAUGAUAGAGAGUUUAUAAAGAGAAUUGAAGAUAACUAUAAAAAUGAGCUUUAAUUCCUCAAAUAAGAAAAAGAUAUGAUAGUUUCUAAGAGUAAAGAUUUUGCCAAGAAUCUAACUAGUCUAUAAGAAGAUAUUUAGAGUAAAAAAACAUAAGUUAAAUAAUUGAAAGCGGAGAAUAAGAAGUUAUUAGAGGAUCUUGGCUCAAUCGAAGAGAAAACAAAGAAGAACAUACAAGAUAAAUUUGAAAAAGAUAUAGCUUAACAGUUACAGACUGCAAGGGAAGAGUCUUAUUACAAAGGAAGAAAGGAUUGUUCAGAUGAGAUGACUACAGAGAAUUCUAAGCUCAGAACUUUAAUUGAUACUCUUAGACUAGAUUUAUCUGCAAAGUCCAAGAGGGUAAUCGAAUUGUAAUUUGAGGUUGAAGAACUAAAUAAAUCAAAAAGAAAAUCAUCCACAGAGAUAGAAGAGCUCUAUGUCAAACUAGGCAGAGAAAGAGAUGGCUAAAGAGAAUUACAGAAUAAAUUAGAAUCUUUACUCUAGGAAGUAAGUUAUCUCAAGAAUUACUCAAGAGGAAUUAAUAAUUGA